UUAACAGAGCCCGGUUUCAUUCACAAAUCACUUCUCAAUUCAACAUACAAAAUGUUGCCAACGGCAUAUGUGCACCUAAUUUCAUUUAAUUCGGUUGACACUAGCCAAACACCUGACAUACACGAGGAAUGCACGAGUCAAAGUGACAGCAAUACUAUACCUUGUCUGUUUCCGAUGCAAGCAGCUCAACUACACACUCAACUGCUAUUACUCGAUUACAAACAGUUCAAGGCCGCGCGCACUAUACAAAGUAAUUUUCGUGGUUUUAACGUUCGUAUUAAAUUGCGAAGGGAGCAGGAAGCCGCUGCAAUUAUUCAGAAUUCGUGGCAUCGAUAUAUAGGCAGACGUUACUUGAUCCUUCUGGCUCAGGAACGGGCGCAACAGUCCAUACAGAUUCUGUACUACAACGCAUCUCUAAAGAUACAGUCCUUCUUUCGGGGCUGGUGGUCGCGCAAGCAUGUCAACAAUUUGCUCUUCCUCAAGAACAUGCAGCUGCAAUGCGUGGAGGAACUGCUGCAUUCGUAUGCCAAAAAUCUGCACACAAUGAUGAGAACCGGCGAAUUGCCAGGAUUUAUGGAUUUUAAUAAGGAUAAAGACAAUUUCAAAGUAAAGGACAUCCUAACGACUCUAGCCUAUCGAUUUUAUAAUCGAUAUGUGGGCAAUAAGUAUAUGACUUCUAGAUCAGAGACGAAGGCACGUCGUCGCGAAUUCAUGCAUGCCGUGCUCAGAACUUGGGUGCCAUAUUCGGGCGUCAACCACAAUGCCGCAUGCCAAAAAUGGACAGAUAAUUUUGAUAUUGUGCCCAAAGUCUAUGAGCUCCGUGAAUACGAUGUGGCCCAGAUGUUUAUAAAACAGACAGGAUUGAAAAUUUUACAAAAGGAAGUGGUACGGGCCAAUGAAAAAGAGGUGCUGGAGAGAAAGAUGAAAAACAACAUGAAAAUACAAGCAUUCUGCAAAGACGUCGCGAAUAGCAUGAGAUUUUGGCGCGCUUGUCGGAUAUGUGAGGGAAAAGUCAAGAAUAACUUAUUUAACGAAAACUUUAAAAAUUAUCUCGCCGAUGUCAAAUUCGAACUGGAGGCAAUACAUUUUGUGGCCAAUUGCAAUUGCACCAGGGAUAAUAAGCAAAAUGAGCUCUUAAAAUGCCCAUCGCACACGUCGUUACCUUGAAUUCAAUAGCCAAAGCACGAACAAUUUUUGAACAUUUCAGAUUGUUUAAUUAUUUAAAGAAAAUAAAAAAUACGUUUAAUAGCGGAAGGCGAUAGGAGCAUUUUGAGCCAUAAGAUGAGA
Messenger RNA from Drosophila hydei, 1287 nucleotides. RefSeq lists its product as uncharacterized. The record is from RefSeq and is a predicted model, not a curated record. Lineage: Eukaryota; Metazoa; Arthropoda; Insecta; Diptera; Drosophilidae. Gene Ontology annotation, molecular function: protein binding. Gene Ontology annotation, biological process: spindle organization; mitotic cell cycle; establishment of meiotic spindle localization. The coding region runs from base 52 to 1167 and encodes 371 amino acids. The transcript is spliced from 4 exons. Gene Ontology annotation, cellular component: spindle pole.